CAUCGCAGGGAGCCUGUCGAGAGCCCACAGCACAAAGAGCCAUCACUCAUCACUGUUGCCAGACGCCACUCUCUACACAAGUUCUUCAGGAGAGCUGCUGCAAGUGGGCAGAUAAUGGACUUAUCCACUUCCCAGCCUCUUCUGCCAGCAUCCGAGAAGGAUCCUCACUAUCUUCAGCAAUGGCUUGAAGCUUUUGUCACCUCCUUUGAACGAAUUAUUGACAUCAGCUCCUUUGAGCCACUGCAGCGAAGGCCUGAAGAGAUGACUGCAGAGAUUCCACUGUUGCCAGGCAAUGUCCUGCAAGUCCUGAGCCAUCAACUGAGUCAAUGUGUACAGAGAUUAUCGACUGAGGAGGCUGGGGCAGGCCUUGGACAAGCUCUCCUCCUGAUAAAGUUCCUCAUCAUAAUCUGCAGAAAUUUUGAAAAUAUUGAAGCAAAGAUCACUCCAACCUUCAUCCUGGAGGUUAUUAAUCUGUUGGCUGUGUGCACAUCUGAGCUAAAGAAUGAAACACAGAAGACACUUUUACCAGGCACCUCCGAGGUUGAGCAAUUAACCAUGUAUGCACUGCACUUGUGUGAAUGCCUCUUCGAUCCAUAUCAAAUCUGGAGGCGACAAUUGGGCGGAGAGAUUAUCAGUUCAAUGGAAAGGAGUAAAUACAAGUUUGCACCAGCUGUUUUACCUCAGGAAUUCAACACAUUCUUCCAUGAAAGUUUCAAGAACAACCAGAAUUUGCCAAAGAUGAUUCAGCUGCGGCUGAUAUACCUUUAUGGAGCCAUUAUCAGUGGGAGUAAGAAAAAUGCACUUCUUGCCAUCACCUCAACCUCAGUUGAGGCUCUCAUGCUGGUUCUCAGGACUUCAUGUGACAUAGGAACUCAGGACCAGAAGGACACCAGACCACUGCAUGUUGCCUUAAAGUGCCUGAUUGCAAUGAUCCACAUUCUUCAUGCCAGUAGCCUUGACCAGAGGCAAGUGGAGAUAAAGGCAAUAUUGGAAGGUUACUUUAAGCUGUUGAAUGCUGACAGGCCAGUGGCUGUGCUGGAGGAGGGGAUAAAAACCCGACUGGAGGACGGGUUCAUCACAGUACGGAUCAACAUGCUGAGUGCUAUCUCCGAAAUGUUGAACUGUAAGGAUCGCCCUGUGCUUCAGGCCAUAUUCCUUAAUAACAACUGCUUUGAGCACAUCAUUAGACUCAUCCAAAAUAGCAAGCUCUAUGUAAGCAGUAGAUCUAAGGAUGGGAGUGACCUUACCACUCAAUUACUGACUGAAAUCAAUCUCAGCAAGGUAUUUGAGAAAGAAUCGGAUUCCAUCACAGUGCAUGCCAUCAGAGUGCUGACAGCAAUCAUGAAGAACUCGCCCUCUGCCAAGGAGGUGUUUAAGGAGCGGAUUGGUUAUUCUCACCUGUAUGAAGUGCUGAAAAGCCAAGGAGAGCCAACAAAUCGUCUCCUGCAAGAGCUCAUGAACAUGGCCAUUGAAGAUGACAACAUGGCCAACCUCACAAUGAUCAACAAUGAGCAGCCCCUGUUAAUCUUGGUGCAGUGGAUUCCUGACCUGAAGUCCCGUGAUCUACAGAUCUUUGUCUCUGAGUGGCUGAAGAAAGUGUGCAGUGCCACCCUGCGGACACGUAUGACUUGUGUAAAAGCUGGAAUGCUUCCCACUGUCCUGGCAACUUUGGGCUGCCACCCACAGCUUGACAGGAAGUGCAGUGAGAACCUUAUUGACCUGCUCCAGUCCCUAGGGAGACUCUCCAUUCAACCUGCAGAACUUCGGCAGCUGAUAAAACUUCUUCGAACCGAUGAUGGCAAAGCACACCCGUAUUCCACUCGUGUUAUUCGGGCUUUGUCAGCAAUGGCAAGGAAAGAUAGCUCAGAAAGUGUGCUGCAGUAUUUUGAUCUGACUCCCAGCAUGGCUGGAAUAAUGGUUCCCACCAUCCAUAAGUGGCCAGGUAAUGGUUUUGCAUUCCAUGCUUGGCUCUGUCUGAACGAGGAACAAGAGGACUUUUACUUAUUAAGAAAGAGACCAAAAAGGAAACAACUGUACAGUUUCUUUACAGCCAGUGGCACUGGAUUCGAGGCCUUCUUCACCUCAGAUGGGAUGCUGGUUGUCGCAGUUUGCACAAAAAGAGAAUACAUGACUGUAGCCCUCGAAGACUGCUGCUUUAGUGACUCAACCUGGCACUGCAUUGACAUUGUUCACAUCGCAGGACGUCGACCCUUUGGGCAGAAUGUGGUGAAUAUCUACACAGAUGGUUACCUGAGGAAGACUGCACCGUUACGAUUCCCUUCACUUAAUGAGUCUUUCACGUAUUGCUGCAUUGGUUCAGCGGGUCACAGGACAACUACAACGGUUGUUACAUCUCCUUCCCAGUCUCCUGAUCUCUCCUUCAUCCCACACCCCCCACUCAGUCGCUCUCAGUCCUUCCCUGCCAGCUUUGCAGCUCCCUCCAGAGACUCCAUCUUGUUACCAGCCAUCGUCAACACAAUUGCAGCCGGCACACAGGAUACAGAGUGGGGCACGCCCACCUCGCUGGAAGGCCAGCUGGGAUCUGUCUUUGUGUUUCAUGAGGCCCUACAGCCAAUGCACAUAAAAGCACUCUUUACUGGAGGUCCAAACAAUCUGUUGCCCUUUAAGCCUGACAGUGAGCUAUCUGAUCUGGGUAGUAAACUACUCCUUUACUACUCUCCCAAGGCCUGCAGAAAUCAUAUUUGCUUGGACCUCUCUUCAAAUCAUUCUUACGAUGGGAGGUUGACCGGGCACGACACGAUCAACUGGGAUAUUAAGGAUGUAAUCAGCUGCAUGGGAGGGAUGGGAACACUCCUUCUCUUGCUGGAACAAGUGUCAUCCAAGAGUGAUGAUUCAGAAGAGAACCAGGAGACGACUGACCUGGUGGGACCAGAACUGACGUCCUCACAGAACUUCCAGAGCAUGGUCCUGCCCUUGGGAAAGUCUUCAGAGAGCAAAUUGGAGAGAAAUAGUGUUGCUGCUUUCUUGCUACUUAUUAAGAACUUUAUCCAAAAUCAUCCUAUAAACCAGGAGAAUCUCAUCCAGUGCAAUGGCCCGGCUAUCAUGGGUGCCCUGCUGCAAAAGGUUCCAAGUCACAGAGUGGAUAUGAAUGUGCUUAUGGCCUGUCAGUUUCUAAUGGAGCAAGCAGCCAGUGAAGGCAAUAACCUUCUCCUCCACUAUCUGUACCAAUACCUGCUCUUUGACUUCCGCAUCUGGAGCCACAGUGACUUUGCUGUUCGAUUAGGGCACAUACAGUACUUAUCCACGAUCACCAAAGAUCACAAGCAGCGUAUCAGAAAGAAGUAUGGUGUGCAGUAUGUACUGGACUCUAUCCGGACUCACUAUGGUGCACAGAAGGAUAACCAGGUCACAGCUGAUGUUAAAACAGUUCAGCUAUCGAUCUUCAACCUGCUUAAGGAUUUCAUUUAUAAGGCAAUUUCAGCUGAGGAGUUGCAGAGCAUCGUUUCCUACAUGGCAGCUGUGAAUGAUGAAGAUCAGCUCCAUGGUAUUCUGGAUGUGUUGCUCAGUCUGUUGAAGGGAGCUCCUUCUCGAGACCAGCUUUGCACCUUACUGUUUGAGCCUGGCAAUGUGGAGGUGUUUUACUCACUGAUCCUACAGAAGAAAUAUUCAGAUGAAGUGCGUGAGAAAAUCUUUAGGCUAAUAUACAAGAUGUUAAAGUAUGAGAAAGUUAAUGAAAGAAGCAAACUGCGGCUGAAGCUAAAGGAUAUUGGGUACCAGGGUUUGACUUCUUUCCUGAAUGACUUUCCUGCCUCAGUGUCACUCAUUCGGUGCCUCUCGGAGCAAGUGCUGUGCUCGGAUCCUGUUCCAAAUUACAAGGACCUGGUUGCUGUGGUUUAUCUGUCUCACAAAGCAGACCUGACUGUGCGGCUGGACGUCUGUCGAAAGCUUUUUCACCUUAUUUACUCUCAACAAGACAUUGUGCGUCAAUUGGCAAAACAGGCUGGAUGGCAGGACAACUUGACCAAACUCUACGUCAAAGAAUCAUACGAGUCUCGAGAGGCCAGUCUAUCAAGCUCAUUUGCCAGCUACUCCAUGGACCUACCUAAGAACUCUUAUCAGAACCAAGAGCUUAUCCAGGAACAAGAUAAAGAGAUGAAUAAUCGGACAAGUAGUCAGUCAGACUUCCAGGAUUGUGAGGUCUUUCUUCCCUUCAACAUGGAUCUCAACGAUGACAUUUCAGAAGGGCAUUCUGAUCUUUCUAUGUCUCCUGGUUUCCCUUCUGGCAAGAUGAAGGCUUUUGACUCCUUGAACUUCAAAUCAUUUGACUCUUUGGAGCACGGUAAUACAAUAGACAAUCCUAUCUCGAGUGAAGUUGGCCUACCUGACAUAGCUGAAGAUGCUUUCUAUCAACCCCAAUCACCUUUCACAGUCCCAUCUUUUGACUUGGGAAUGGACGUGGGGAGUGCCAGUUCCUUUACUACCUUGGAGAGUGGAAACCUGACUCCAGUCAGCAAAUCAGAAACACCAUCUCCUCUGGAGAGUUUCAAACCCUUCCCAGGUAUUCGAACAUGGAAAAGUUCCAGUUUAUCCAAUGUCCUGGAUGACAGCAGUUACCAAGAGAAUCUCCCCAGUGAUGAUGCUUCCAACACCAGCAAUCCACAGCAAACACCAGAGGAAGAACUUUGCAACUUGCUGACUAACAUCAUCUUCUCUGUAACAUGGCGAGGGGUGGAGGGUUGUGAAGAUGCAGCAUGGAAAGAGCGAGGACAGGUCUUUUCUGUCCUGACCAAACUUGGGGCAGCUUGUGAGCUGGUGCGUCCACCGGAUGAAAUCAAAAGAAGCCUGUUGGAGAUGAUGCUGGAGUCUGCAUUCUCUGACAUUAAGGAUGCCACAAAUAUAAUGCUGACCAGCCACAUUCACAAUGUUCUGAAACUGCUCCGACUGCUUCAAGACUUCCUCUUUUCAGAAGGCCAGAGCAAUCAAGUGCUAUGGAGUGAAAAGAUUUUGGAAGGAACCAUUAACUUACUGGACAAACUUUCUGUUUGGUACCAUUCAGACAAUGGAACGUCUGACCUGAAGGAAAUGGCUCAGAUUGGCCUCAGGAUUAUCCUAGGCUACAUUAUACAGGAUGAUAUGCAGGUAUGUGCAAUGGCCUGUGUCAAACUUCAUAGCCUCCUCCAAACCAUGCCAAUACGGAAGGAAGAAGCCUGUUUCUUGUUGGGAAAACUAGAUGUGCCCCUCACCAGGUCUAUCAAGGAAAAGUCAGACAUCUUCUCAUACCUGAUGCCUAUCGUUCGGACUCUGAUGGACCAAUGCUACCAAUUGCUUGAGCUCCAGUAUCAGCUGCCAUCCCUGCCACCCACCAAUGGCAGCCCAACCUUCUACGAGGAUUUCCAGCAUUUCUGUGUCACCUCUGAAUGGAAAUUAUUCAUGGAAAGAAAUGUUUUAAAAGCCAUGGCUCAGUAUGAAUCGGACACAUUUGACACAAGUCACAAACAGAUGUCCAGCUUCUGGAAUUCCUGUUACGACUCACUAAUGAGUAGUGCUCUACGUCGGGAGCAUGAGCGUGGGGAGAGUCGUUCCAAGUUCCAGGAGUUAAUGCUGGAGCCCUUCUUGAAGCGUGUGAGGAGUGAGAAUGCUCGAUACAGCAACACACUCAAACAGAUUAACAGUCACCACAGAGCAGUACUUCGCCAGUGGAGCUCAUUGAGGCGACUCCUGACCUGCUCACGUGGAGCCUGGGCAGAACAGAGUCCCUCUGAAAUAAAAUGGAAACUAUCAAGUGUGGAAACUUACUCAAGGAUGAGGCUCAAAUUGGUUCCAAACUACAACUUCGACAAACAUUUGGAUGCCAGUGCCUUGCGAGAUAAUCUUGGUAGUGAUCAGGCGAGAACCCCACCAGACUCUCUACCACUGGCUGUAGCAAAGGAGGCAAAAGUGAGUGAGCUGGAGGAUGAUCAGCUUGGAGAUGAAGACCUGGUUUUCCUUAACAACCAGGUAGAACCUGAGGAGCCCAGUCAGAAGGAGAAGUUGGUGAUUUCUGAGGAAUGUGAGCUGAUCACAGUUGUCGCAGUGAUCCCUGGACGCCUAGAGGUCACCACACAGCAUAUUUAUUUCUAUGAUGGCAGCUCGGAGAAAGAAGAGACAGAAGAGGGUAUUGGGUAUGAUUUCAAACGUCCCCUCUCUCAUCUCCGAGAAGCACAUCUCAGGCGCUAUAACUUGAGGAGAUCUGCUCUGGAGUUCUUCUUCAUUGAUCAAUCAAACUACUUUGUGAACUUCAAAAAAAAGGUCCGAAACAAAGUGUACUCGCGCAUCCUGGCAGCACGGCCCCCCAACCUCUUCUACUUCGAUAGCCACUCUCCCCAGGAACUGCUGAAAGCGUCUGGAUUAACUCAAAAAUGGGUUCAGAGAAAGAUAUCCAACUUUGAGUACUUAAUGCAACUUAACACCAUUGCAGGAAGAACCUAUAAUGAUCUGUCUCAAUACCCAGUGUUUCCAUGGAUCAUCUGUGACUACACAUCUGAAGAAUUAGAUUUGAACAAUCCAAAUGUCUUCCGAGAUCUCUCUCGUCCAAUUGGUGUGGUGAAUGAUAAGCAUGCAAAGGAUGUAAAGGAGAAGUAUGAAAGCUUUGAAGAUCCCACAGGAAACAUUGAUAAAUUCCACUAUGGUACACACUAUUCCAAUGCAGCUGGAGUCAUGCACUACAUGAUCCGGAUCGAACCUUUCACUACCUUGCACAUCCAGCUACAGAGCGGCAGAUUUGAUUGUGCAGACCGUCAGUUCCACUCAAUCCCCGCAGCCUGGCAGGUCCGGAUAGACAAUCCUGUCGAUGUGAAGGAGCUAACUCCAGAAUUCUUCUACUUCCCAGAAUUUCUGGAGAACCAGAAUGGGUUUGAUCUCGGUUGCCUGCAGAUGACCAGCGAGAAUGUGGCUGAUAUUGUCCUUCCAAAGUGGGCAAAAUCUCCUGAAGACUUCAUUUACAAGCACAGAAAAGCACUGGAGUCAGAGCAUGUCUCUGCAAACCUCCAUGAUUGGAUUGACCUAAUCUUUGGCUACAAGCAGAGGGGGCCUGCAGCUGUUGAAGCACUGAAUGUCUUUUAUUACUGCACAUAUGAAGGUGCUGUGGAUCUGGAUGCAAUUGCUGAUGAGACAGAAAGGAAGGCUUUAGAAGGGAUCAUCAGUAACUUUGGACAAACCCCAUGCCAGCUCCUGAAGGAGCCACAUCCUCCACGACUUACCGCAGAGAAUUCUCUCAGACGCUCAGCACGAUUUGACAGCUAUACAGCGAAUGUCUUUGAUCAGCUAGGCCAACUUAAGUCAUUCUUUGUUGAGGGCAUCAGUGAUGAUAUUCCAUUGGUACAAGCUGUGGUACCAAAAAAUCAAGCACACACUUUUAUCACACAGGGAUCUCCAGAUGUUCUGGUAACAGUGAGUAUGAAUGGUUUGAUAGGAACUCAUGGCUGGCUGCCAUAUGACAAAAACAUUUCAAAUUACUUCACUUUUACCAAGGACCCGAUCAUCUCCAGUGCAAAGACUCAACGUUUCCUAUCUGGCCCACUUGCUCCUGGUGUGGAUUUAUCGCCAAAGAUCCUUGUCGUUUCCCAUGAUGGAAAACUUCUUUUCAGUGGUGGUCACUGGGACAACAGUCUCCGAGUUACAUCCUUGAGCAAGGGCAAAGUAAUAGGACACAUCAUGAGGCACAUAGAUAUUGUAACUUGUCUAGCACUGGACCUUUGUGGCAUUUAUCUGAUUUCUGGAUCAAGAGACACCACCUGUAUGGUGUGGCAGCUCAUCCAGCAGGGUGGUUUUGCUUGUGGAUUGGCCCAGAAGCCAGUACAAGUACUCUAUGGACAUGAUGAUGCAGUCACCUGUGUGGCCAUAAGCACUGAGCUUGACAUGGCAGUAUCAGGAUCAAAGGAUGGUACAGUCAUUGUGCACACCAUCCGCCGUGGCCAGUUCAUGCGGACCCUGCGGCCCCCCUGUGAAAGCACACUACCCAUGACCAUCAGCAACCUUGUCAUUGGAUAUGAAGGCCAGAUUGUCAUCCAUAGCACCAUAGAAAGCAGGGCUUUAUCAAAGGAUAAAAUCUUCUUGCACCUUUAUUCUAUAAAUGGCAAGCACUUAGCAUCUGUGACCAUGGAUGAGCAGGUGUCCGCGAUGAGCAUCGUUGAAGAGUUUGUGGUGCUGGGUACUGAGCAGUGCUCACUGCAUGUACGGGAUCUUCAAAGUUUGAAGAAUGCAAUGCAACCAAUGGUCAUGAAGGUUCCCAUCCACUGUGUCUCUGUUACCAAAGAUAACAGCCAUAUUCUCGUUGGUUUGAAUGAUGGGAAACUGAUUGUGGUGGCAUCAGGAAAACCUUCUACGAUGCGUUCAGGUCAAUUCACCAGACGGUUGUGGGGUUCCACCAAGCGCAUUUCUCAAGUGUCAUCUGGAGAAACGGAGUACAACAAGACUGACACAAGCACAAAGUAAAACUCAAACAUGAUGAGCUGAAUUCCACCAAGAAUCUCCUUCCUGUUACAAUCAGCAAAAAAAAACCUUUUCUAUUUAUUUAAAAGGAAACGAAUGAAAACUGAGCAAAGCUGGAAGGCUGGAGAAGUGACAGGUUGUGUGGCUCCGUCAGCAAUAUGAUGAGCUGCUUUCACCAACCAAAGCACCUAUUUGAAUCUAAGCGAUUUAAAGGGUUCAAUGUUUACAAGAAAAGUGGAAAAGGAUCAGAUGCCUUAAUAAUUCAAGGAUUUUUAAACCUUUUUCACAUGGAAUUGUCAAUCUUUGGCAAUUUCUACCUGCACAGUGCAAACUACUGUAAUUUGUAGUAUGAUGUGAUGAUGAGAGAAUGGAGAGGUUUAUUGAGGGGCGGAAAUUUUAUUUUAUAAUUCAUCUGUAUCUUUGUCUUUUUUAUCACAUUGGGAAAGUUAUAAACACAAUAAGACACAUCACUCAAAUUUAAAACAUUUGUGCUGGAUUGUCUUUACCUAUUAAGUUGCUCCCUGUAACAGGUUGGUUUUUGCAUUAUUCACUUUUCUGUUGUAAAUUUGCCCAUUGUGAACAUCUACUGUUGAUAUUGAAUGUCAUGCAUUGUUAGAUUAAGGACUCUGAAAUCAGGACCUGUUUCAGGCUCCCUUCCCUAUUGAUAGAACUGAGCUUUUGAUUGAAAGAUAUUAGUUGAGAGGAAAUUGGUGCAAUGAUGAAAUUGUUCUUGUGUUUGAUUGCAACUUGCUCUUUUUACAUCACACUUCCACCAAAGAGACCAAGCUGCGGGCUGUGACUUUCUUCCCAUUAGCUUAUUUUAAUAUUUCUGUAUUUUCUUCCUGCAACAGUGCCUUUCUCAAUCUGCAAUCAGGGUGGCGGUUCUUCUCUUCCAUCUGAUCUCCAGCUCCUCUCCCUAAGGUUUUCCCCGUAUUUCGAAAAUUACUCUUUCUUUCCCUGAUCCUUCAAAGUUUUAAUCUCUAACCACACAAUUUUCUCUCACCUUCUUAAAAUGUCUACAUUGCACCUUAAGACACUGAUUCCUAUUUUUUUCUUUUAAGGCUGUAGAACUCUGAAAGUUCUAAAUUUCCAUUCAUGCUGCAAUGCAUUUGCUUUCAAAAUUAAACCUUUUAAUCAUUAUUUCUCGAUUCUUCCCUUUCUCUAUUCUCAAUCUUACAACUAUGCUGUAGUACAAAUUUUCACUGCUCUUUUGAGGUAUUAAGUUAAUUCCUUGAACUGAAAAAAAAUCAGAUUUAAACAUUUGGAUGCAGCACCUUGAUUGGUUUCAGAAUCUAAAUUGAAUGGUUUUGAGUGGUAAAUAAUAUGUAGAGAGUAAUUUGAAACACCUAAUACUAAGUGCAAUUAAGUUGUACAUCUGCAAUUUAUCUCAACCACCUUAAGCAGUAAGGGAAGUGAGGAGAGGUUCAGCUAAAUUUCCAUCUCCUAACAUACAGCCACUUGAGGAUAGGAUUGAGCAAAUCUGCCAGUCCUUGAGUUUAAACAAAGUUUCAGGUCAGAUAUAAUGAAUGAGCAUUUGGCUAAAAUUAGUGUCACAAGACCCUGGAAUUAAUCUGCAUCAUCAGGUCAGAAACGGAAAGGUGAAAGGCACUAGGUGUUGAAUGAUUUGCUUUGAGCCACCUUCAUGUAUUUCAGUUUUGCACAUUAACUUGGUUAUAAAUACUUCUGAAAUGGCAGUGGAGAAUUGUUCUCCAGCCAUAAAUCUAAAUGAGCUCCUCUUUUCAUUUCUCAUAGAAAGUAGCUGAUGUUUUCAUGUCUCCCCCAGUUUGAUACUUUUCUCUGGCAUAGUGCCCCCAUAUAUGUACCCUACAAUAGGACUUUGCACAUCAACAAAACAUUUUCAUGGAUGUGUAGGGCCUAUUAUCCUGUCAUUUCUAAAGAGUAUUUUGAAUACAAUUCAUCUGUUAAAGUAAGUUUGAGGGACAAAAUUUUUUCAAUUUCAGUCAGGUUUGUGGGGAAUGGGUUAGGUCCACAUGCUUUAUUGGGUUUCAUGGCUUCAUCAAUAGCAACCCUCCACCCCUCCCCAAACCAAAAUCUUCCACAUCUAGAAGGAUAGGGAACCAUGCAUUUGGGAACAUCAUCAUCUUUAACAUUUCCUCCAAACUGCAUGCCAUCCGGAUUUGUACAUAUAAUUUUGUUUCUUCUUUGCUGCUGGGUCAAAAUAUUGGACACCUCUGCCUAAUAGCAUUAUAGUGAGUAGCUUAACCACAUGUCCUAGGAAUGUUCAUGAAGGCUUCCUACCAAUAUCUUUUCAGAAGAACUGAAGACCAAUGGUGGACCUCAGAGCUACCAUCCUUGAUUACCUGUACACCACUGAUGUCUGGGCAUCAGCUGUCAAUCCCCAGACAUCUGCUUUGCUGAUCAGAUAAGUGGAAAUACCUGACCUUUAGAAUCAUUUCUUUGUAGAGAGAGGUGCCACUACCAAAAAUAAAACAGGCUCUGGUAUGUGCAGAUGUCACCCUAAUUUGUAGUCCUCCCUUCAUGUUGCUGGUAGAGUUUUAAUGAGAAUGCCUUUAGACUUGUGAAUUUUUAAGACAACAGUUGAGAAGAGAGGAUUCAGAAUGGAAGCUGUCACUGAGUGCUAUGGCCCAAAUUUGUGUACACCUUUUGGCUUUGUCAAUUCUCCCAUCCAAGACCCUCCAUAUUUUGAGUAUUGUUCCAAAAUUGCUAUUCCAGUUCCUUAUUAACAUCAAUUCAGUAAAAUCUAACCCAAGAAAAUAGGAACAAUUAAACUGUAUUCUUCACCUAAUCUCAUCACUGCUGAAAUGCACAUAUGCAGUUAACACCAACUCCCAAAAAGGGCUAGAAAUUGGGUAAAAGGUUAUCCAUCAUCUUUUUCAGCAUUAAGAUUCAUGCAGAGUUUUUUUUUGGGGACCCAUCAUUUGCAUAGACAUUUUGACAGCUGAAUAAGUUUAACUUUGAAGACACAAAAGACAGCAGAUACUGGACUCUGGAGCAACAAACAAAAUGCUGGAGGAGCUCAGCGAUCAGGCAACAUCUGUGAAGGGAAAUGAACAGUUGACAUUUCGGGUGGAGAUCCUUCAUUUGGAUUGAUGAGAUCCAGAUGAAGGGCCUCAACCCAAAACAUUGACUGCCGAUUUCCCUCCACAGAUGCUGCCUGACUCUGAGUUCCUCCAGCAUUUUGUGCGUUCAACUUAACUACUCCUGACCAAUAGUAACAUAUAAUUAUCAUUGCUACAAAGUCCCCUUGCCUAUGUGGACACUGGGUUCUGUUGUCUCACAGGACUCGGUAUCCAAGUUAGACAAAUAGACAAUGAGAUAGUGGCAAGCCUGAACCAGGUAGUCAGAUGACUCAAGACAGUCAUGAGAUUAUACCUCAACAAGGUAGAGCAGAGGAUGAGGGUGGAUGGUGGGAAUAAAAUUUGGUAUGAAAGUUGUCAGUUUCACUAUUGGUGUUUAUGGGGGGCAGGGUGGAAUCUGUCAUCUUGACAGCAAUGAAUAUCAAGGCAUGUAGCUGUAGGUCAAUUUUCAGUCCAAAUUACAUUUUAAAUGAGAUGAGGUAAAAUAGCAAUUUGGAUUUGAAGUUUUGUUUUAAAAAGUAUAUCUAUUUGUGUUUAUUCCACUGCCUGACGGCAAACAAGACUUUUACUGAGUACAUUCCAGAAAAUCAAAUUUUUUGAAUUUCAAUGAAUCUGUGUAGAAGUUAAAUAAUUUCUUAACUUUAUAUUUGUCGUUGUGUGUGUGUGUGUGUGUGUGUGUGUGUGUGAGAAAUUGUUUAAAAAAGGGAGAACAUGCCUUAAAUGUAUAAAUCGAUGGCCUUUUAUUGAACUGCAUUUGUUCUCUUACUGCUUGUGACUUGAACUUUUGCUUUGAAAAACACUGAAAAUAUAUAUGAAAAUAAUGUAUUUUAAAUUGUA
Molecule: messenger RNA, 12326 nt
Organism: Pristis pectinata (smalltooth sawfish)
Lineage: Eukaryota; Metazoa; Chordata; Chondrichthyes; Rhinopristiformes; Pristidae
Gene: nbeal2
Product: neurobeachin-like 2
Exons: 55
Coding region: 115-8433 (2772 amino acids)
Biological process (GO): intracellular protein localization
Cellular component (GO): cytosol; membrane
Molecular function (GO): protein kinase binding
Source: RefSeq, a predicted model, not a curated record